Molecule: messenger RNA, 5746 nt
Organism: Scylla paramamosain (green mud crab)
Lineage: Eukaryota; Metazoa; Arthropoda; Malacostraca; Decapoda; Portunidae
Exons: 4
Coding region: 853-1764 (303 amino acids)
Source: RefSeq, a predicted model, not a curated record
GUUAACCUUUGCCAUUGUAAAGAAGUGCAGACUUAAAUACCGCGUUCUGUCUGUUAUCUUCAUUUUCCCUCUCCCUCUCUAGACCCCUGAUCGAAUCCCAUUGCUUGGAGUUCUUUAUUUCAUCGUUCGAGAAUAACUGCGACUCUGGAUGUUAAUGCGGGUUGUGACAAGGUGUGGCAACAAUCACCUGACUGCUACAACAGUGACGCCGGUUAGUGAUCCGACCACCAACCCGCUCCUCACGCCCGCCUGUUGUCCCCCGCAUCCCAUGCUCGCUCACUAACCCUGGCUGGCGACACUGAGGGAGCCGGGCGGGAAGAGUGAACAUUACAUUGAUACUUGGUGCUGAUCACGCUGUCAUGUCCCUUUAUAGUGUGAAGUUUUGUCAAAGCCAGUAUAGUUGAAAGUACAUAAAGGACUGCUCACUAAUUUCUUGUUUUGCUUCACUGGAUGAAAUUUCGUUGCAGCUGCUGAAGUUGAAAAGUGUAAUGUGUUAACCAGGGAUUGAUACUGUAGUGACUUAACUAUUUUCCUUUUCUUUUGGUUUAAGUUCUGUGGAAGUCGGCGAAAUAGAAAAUUAGGCAGGAAGAGUCAGAAAUGAACUGAUAUUUGUGGUGAACUUUGUGACAAGUUUAAACUGCAAGAUCAUCGUCGCCUUGAAGAACGUAACUGAGUGUUUAAAGAUAAAACUCUAGCGAAAAACACACUAAUACUACCUUGAACUUUGUGAUUAGUUUGAACUGCUAGAACGUCAUUUAAGUUAAAAAUUGAAAAAAAAAAAAAAAAAAAACUGAUACUGCGCAAGUUCGGUAAUCCUUUUGGACUUAAGUAGGUAACCAAGUGUUCGACAAGAUGCUCCGGGAAAGCUCCGUGCCAUACUCGAGUCUGCCGCAAGAGGAAGGCGAACAAACCUACAUCACUACCCGCACAUCUGGGCCUAGCGAGCCGAACACCAACAUCAAGGGCCGCCUCGCAUCCAUCGUCGUGCUCCUUCUGCUCAUCUGCGGCGUGCCCCUCAUGAUAAUCGCCCCGCUAGCCCUGACUCGAGGCAAUGAGCGCGUCGAGACUUACGUGAACCUUCCUCACAUCUCGGGAGAAGACAAAGGGGAUGGUUUGAAUAAGGAUAACCAAACCCUACUCAUUAGUUCAUUACCGAUCCCUACACAGCAAGUAACGAUUCCCAUUCCGGUGAUCAAGAAUACCUCACCCAAACCCCUCGUCCCUGCUCCUCCACCCACGACUACCACCACCACAACUACGACUACUACUACCACUACCACUACUCCCCCUCCUACUACCACUACCACCACCACCACCACCACCACCACUACUCCUGCCCCUGUAACCACUCGUCCUGUUAAUGUUACUCACACUGCUUCCGUUCCUAAGCCCACCGUGGAAGGAGCCAUCGAGGGAAGCGGGGAAAACCAGACAGGAGCCACAGAUAUGCCUGAAUCCCAGAAGGUUCCCGAGGGCGGCUCAGAGAGUGGCAGGGGCAGUGCCGACAUCCCCUACACCCCCUCGCAGACCUUCAACAGCAUGAUGAGCAACCUGAUGUCAAAGCACGAGUGGUGGACGCUGGCGAUCCUGGCGGUGGUGGCGGCUCUGGCCCUGGCUGCCGUGGUCUCGGCCUUCACCUGGCUCAUUUAUAAUCGCCUUGCCUCGCGCCGCCGCAGGACCAACUUAGAGAAAGUGAUAACCGAUUUGCAGUCCAAAGACAAGGUUGUGCUGCUCAACUCCGAGGAUUCUGAGGACGAGGCGUAGGCAGCGCAUCCUCUGACAUGCACGUGAUCGCCUGGCGCGCUGUGACGUCUUACUACUGUCUUCCUGUCUGCCACACCAUUACAUCGUACGCUUAUGAUACAUCUUAUCUAUUUCAGCUGAUGUGAUCGUUAAUUUGUGUGCGUUGACAAUGUGAUAACACGUUUCUCUAAGCUAUUCGUGUUUUCAAGCGCACUGACUUCUCAUUAGCCUUAACUAUACGUCUUUCCAUCCAUUUAUCGUUUUUACGAAAAUAGAAAGUCAUAAAUUUGCAAGAUUCCCUUAUACGUAAGGCUUGCUUUGGUUUGCUGCCGAGACUGAUGGAGGCAUUCAUUGAAUUUUCUGUUGCAAUUAAGGUUAACAUCAGUCCUUUAUUAUAGUGUUAAGUUUAACUGCCCCUAUACCCAAGUUCCAUUUUACAUAUGAGUAUAUUAACUUAUCACGGGUUUGCCAUGCAGACCACGCGCUGCCCACCUGCGGCAUGCCGCACCUCGGCAAUUAAUGAAGCAGAGGGACCGUGAGGUAUCUUUUAUAACCAAAGCCAGGUUCAGAAAUCGUGGGUACAGCCGCUGUAAUAGUACCCUUUAUAGCUUCCCGCAGAGGCAGGUCACCCAAGGAGACGAGCAUAACUUCGGGCACACGCCCGGCACCCGUUCACUGCUGAGUAGACAGAGGGAGAGGUGUAAACAGACUGCUUAUCUUUCUCGGCUCCGUGCCACCCCGAGCUGAGCCUUGGCGUGCUCGUUCGUUCCCCCGUAAUUGAGACUUCACGGUAUACAGUGCCUAUUACAUAACACGGUAUACAGUGCCUAUUACAUAACUGAAAUCACGGAUGUUGCUACUUCCGUAUACAUGGUAUGAUGUACGUAUAUAUAUAUAUAUAUAUAUAUAUAUAUAUAUAUAUAUAUAUAUAUAUAUAUAUAUAUAUAUAUAUAUAUAUAUAUAUAUAUAAGCCAUACUGUUUCAAUGUGUAUUAAAUUUGAAUGGAAAUAACUGUGUUAUUAGAGGAGUGAGUGAAGGCACGUCCGUCCUCGUGAGCAUGAAGACAGAAGGCACUCAUCCCAGACUUUUUUGUUUUUAGAUCCUUUUCUAUGUGUGUGUGUGUGUGUGUGUGUGGGCGUGUGUUUUUCUGUGCUUCUCUUUCAAUAAAAUAGCUAACCAUGCCACAAUACUGUAUGUUCUAUUAUACGACUUGCUAGCUCAUAAAGGGAUUAACAGCAAUAUCAAGAAAGAGUUAUACACUGAAGAAAACACCACCACCAUCGACAGCAGCAGCAGCAGCAACAACAACGAAAAAUCAGGUGCCACAAUGAGGGAAAUCCACACCUCACCACCACCACCGCUAGUAGUCACGCGCGUUAAGUCCCUCACCACCACACACCAACACGUCCCGAGGCAUGAUGCUGGGCGCCACUGAGCAAACCUCGUGGACAUGACUCCACACACACACACACACACACACACACACACACAUUCAUACUUUAUUUUUCUCUCAUACUUCACACUGUUACAAGUAUUGUGGCCUUCCAACCAUACCAAGACACAAUCGUCAACACUGGUAGACACUGAAUUCUAUAACCUCCUCACCUUCAUCUUGUAGCCUCCAUCCAUCCAUCCAUUCAUCCCUGUCCACACAGUUCCACCACUCACCUUGCCACACGAAUUCAUCCCCUGCACUCACGAUGCGCCAUGACCACUAAGGUGAGUUUCACGCAGGUCUAAAUCAUCCACUCUUGCACAACUUACAUCUCUUACAUACGAAAAUUUAAUUUGCAAAGAAGCAAACAUCCUCAUUGUGUUCACUACUGAUGCAAAUAACCCUACUACCAUAUUUAGCUUCUGAACACAUUAAUUUUUUAUUCGGUGUCCAUUUGAGUAAAACUAAAUAGCCUUCCUAUAAAGUAACGAAACAAGUACAACUGUAGCAUGGAAUCAGCCCGCACAUUACAACACACCACUCAUGUCCCUCAGUGGAUCUUUACACAUUACAACACACCACACUCUCGCCUCAGCGGAUCUAAACACAUUACAACACACUACACACUCGCCUCUCAGUGGAUCCAUGAAGGUUAUGAAACAAGCACACAAAAUGAUAGUCGUUUAUUUUGGUGUCCCCGAUAGAGCAACUACUGACCCUUCACCAACCCGCUUAGCACACAGGAAUAUCAACUCGACUGGGCACACAGGCAACACGUCCUGCCUUGAGCAUGAGUGCGUACCCCAUCACACCUCGCGCGACCAAUGCUGUACACGAGGUGCUGACUUGGUAAAGAACGUCAAAUGAUCAUAAAAAUAAAGACCUAGUGAAGAAGCACAAUGCCAAGGUGCGUAAAGUUUCAAACAUGACAUUAAAGAAAACGUUAAGGGUUAUAUUUCACUUUUUUUUCGUUCUCGGAGCUUGGCAAUGCACUUAAUGGACGAUAAACAAAAAAAAAAAAAAAGAUAAGAGUGAAUGUUGACAGUUGUGCCCAGGAGUGGAGAGUAUAAGUGGUCCAAGGGAAGUUGUCAUAUGCACAAAACUGAACCUUAGAGUGUCAAAUACCUAGCACCUGUCUGUCUCUCGAACACACCUGCCUUUCUGCCCAGGUGCGUCUCAUCAAUGGAAGUUUUAGUACAAUUUAUCAAUACACGCUUGGUAGAUCUUACGUGUCCGUGUUGCAUUAACUAAACGUAUAUAAAAUAUUCAUUAUCUCUCCACGAAUCACAAUCAGAUUAAAACUUUAAAAAAAUAGUUCGUGUUCUCUUUUUCUCUCAUCAGUACCAGAUUCUGAGCAUAUUAACAACAGAGAAUAAUCAUAAUAAACCUACAACACAAUGCUCAUGCUUAUUUGGCAAUGGUUUACACGACAAUUAUACAAGACGAAGAUUUAGAAGUGCAUUGUGAGUCAAGUGAGAAGCUUCCUGUUUCUCCCAUCAAAAUGUACAUGAACGAAAGCAAGCGAAACAAUGCACCCAUAAACCAGCGUCUUCAUUCCCUGUAUAACGUUGUGUUUCGAGCAAAAUUAACAUUAACUGGAAGAAAAAAAAAGAAAAAAAAAAAAAAAAAAACUUAAAAUUAUAGCUGCCUGUUGGGGCUGUCAAUUCAUAAGUUAAUAGCAUCAGUGUUAAUUGUAUUGAGAAGAGUUUACGGCAAGUGGUGAGAGUGAUGAAAGUGUACGAGAUAAAGGUUACUUUGAAAUCAAUAACUUGUCAGGAAGCAAAUGUUAUGAGCAUUACAGUAUCUGGAAAGAUAUGCCUGGGUUUUGCCUGGGUAUUUCAGUCAUUCACAAACUGCUAUCAGGAUGCCACGAGUGAACUGACCCAAAAGUAUAGAAUAACAAAAUUUGACAAGCUAAAUAUGAUCUUUACUGGACUCAUUUUGAAAGAUUGACAGUAAAAGUGUAAUGCUUUCAUAGAUAAUUGCAAAACUGUUAAGACCUUUUUGAAAUUCUGAAUCGCAGUGGUGACAUCAGUGCACCAGACAGGUCAGUUCUUGUCUAUGAGUAUCGCAAAGUCCUGAUUUCACUUUCCUCAAGUAUUGGUGAAAAGAGUACGAGUUUGUUAUCCAGAGUAGAUAAGCACACGAGGCUUAUGGCACUAAACUAUAGCUACACUAUAGUGAGGAUACAGACAUUAUGAAGGCAAGGCAGCAUGUGUAGUCAAAUGUGUAAUAAACGAAGCUUAUUAUGGUUUUAGUGAGGUAUUUUUUGCUCUUCCGUCCAAAGCUCAAAGCAAGCGAAAUUUAGCAACGUGUGAUAUGCAGACUUAACUAAUUUACUGCUAAAAUAGUGAAUAGUGAACAGACUACCAGUGACGGUGGCUGAGCAGCACAGACGCUUCAUUCACAAAGAUAACUUCCAAAGGUUGCAGGUUCAACACUUGAAUGCAAAAUCAUGAUGUGUUUUAACAUUCUCGUGUGGUUUUGUGGCGCGACUCCCAAUCAUAGUGUCUGUAUCCUUUGUUGCAGGUUACAAAUCUUUACCUUGUGACAAAUUAAGACUUUCAA